This is a messenger RNA of Amphiprion ocellaris (clown anemonefish), 3665 nucleotides long. It is a transcript of the gene manba, whose product is annotated as mannosidase, beta A, lysosomal. NCBI's taxonomy places the organism in Eukaryota, Metazoa, Chordata, Actinopteri, Pomacentridae. Gene Ontology annotation, biological process: glycoprotein catabolic process; carbohydrate metabolic process. The transcript has 17 exons. Bases 112 to 2772 code for a protein of 886 amino acids. The record is from RefSeq and is a predicted model, not a curated record. Gene Ontology annotation, molecular function: beta-mannosidase activity.
UCAUGUGACAAACCAGGAAGCGCUUCAUCGGGAAACGCAACUUAAAAUACACGAUAGUUGACUUUUGAAGAGGAUUUCAUGCACUUUCUGUAAAGACAGCAAACCUACACUAUGACGCAGCGUGUUAACGUUUUUAUUUGCGUUAGUCUGUGUUUGUUUGCCGGAGUUUUGUCGUUGUUUUCUCCUGUAACGGAGCUCUCUGUGAGUCUGAACGGCAAAUGGAGGCUGUCAAACUCCAACGGGUCGCUGCUGCUGCCUGCACAGGUUCCCGGCUGUGUCCAUUCAGCCCUCCAGCAGCAGGGAUUCAUCCUGGACCCUUAUUUCAGGUUUAACGAUUUGUCUUAUCGGUGGAUUUCGCUUGACAACUGGACGUAUACGACCACGUUUACUGUUGCUCCUCAGAUGCGAGUCAAACAGAAGGUCCUUCUCGUCUUUGACGGUGUCGACACCGUUGCGUCGGUUUCUCUGAAUGGGAUCACAGUGGGAAAGACGGACAACAUGUUCCGUAGAUAUGAUUUCCCAGUGAGAGACCUGCUGAAGGACGGAGAUAAUGUGCUGGAGGUUAGUUUCAUGUCUCCGGUUGUUUAUGCGUCUGAGCGAAGGAAAGCUUCGUCCUACACGGUUCCUCCUGAGUGUCCUCCGGAUGUCCAGAAGGGCGAAUGUCACGUCAAUUUCAUUAGGAAAGAACAGAGCUCCUUCAGUUGGGACUGGGGUCCUUCAUUCCCCACCCUGGGUCUGUUUAAAGGAGUCCAGCUGGAGGCGUUUGAUAUUCUGCAGCUCGUCCAGGUUUCCUCUGUUCCUCUCUACAAUUCCAGUGAUUCUCACUGGAAGCUGCAGGUUGAGCUUCAUGUUGAUGCAGUUCAGACAGCAAGUGGACAAGUGACGAUCUCCAUCCCUGAGCUGGACUCAGAACAAACCUUCCAGACACAGUUUCUUCCAGGAAAAACCAAGAACAGCUUCACCUUAAACAUCAACACGAGCAGUCAGGUGAAGCUGUGGUGGCCCAGCGGACACGGUGACCAACACUUUUACCGUCUUGCUGUCAAAGGAUUUCAGGACGGAUUCUUAGUCCUCAAUGCGGAGUCUAAGGUGUACUUUCGAACGGUGGAACUGGUCCAGGAGCCGGUGGCUGGUUCUCCAGGGCUGAGCUUUUAUUUCCGCAUCAAUGGGAAACCAAUUUUCCUGAAAGGCUCCAACUGGAUCCCGGCCCACUCCUUCCAGGACCGAGUCACCCCUGCUGUCUUGAGGAACUUGUUGCAGUCGGCAGUCGAUGCGAACAUGAACGCCCUCAGAGUUUGGGGAGGAGGAGUUUACGAACAGGAUGUGUUCUACGACAUCUGUGAUGAGAUGGGGAUCAUGGUUUGGCAGGACUUCAUGUUCGCUUGUGCCAUGUAUCCCACUGAGGACGACUUUAUACAGACGGUGAGGGAAGAGGUCGUCCAACAGGUUCACCGUCUGAAGUCCCACCCCUCUAUUAUAAUUUGGAGCGGCAACAAUGAAAACGAAGCCGCUUUAGCAACUGCCUGGUUCAACAUCACGGUUGCUGAGAGGCAAAGGUUCCUAAAAGACUACGUGACGCUUUAUGUGGACAACAUUAGGAAGAUCGUGCAAGAGGAGGACCAGAGUCGCCCUUUUAUCGUCUCCAGUCCGACCAACGGGGCUGAAUCGGAGCAGGAAGGUUGGGUGGCAGCGAAUCCUUCCGAUCCUCGCUACGGAGACGUUCACUUCUACAGCUACACCCUCGACUGCUGGGACUGGAGGACUUUCCCUCGGGCACGAUUCACCUCCGAAUAUGGCUUCCAGUCCUGGCCGUCCUUCUCCACCCUGCAGCCGGUUUCCAUCAAAGAAGACUGGAGCUACGACAGUAAAUUCACGUCUCACCGUCAACACCAUGACAGUGGAAACCAGCAGAUGUUGCUGCAGGCUGCUCUUCACUUCAAGCUGCCCAACUCCACGGAUCCUCUGAAGAGAUUUACAGACACUUUGUACAUCACUCAGGUGAUGCAGGCUCAGUGUGUGAAGACACAGACGGAGUUUUAUCGUCGGAGUCGGAGUGAAAUAAUCGGAGGUUUAGGUCAGACUAUGGGCGCUCUGUACUGGCAGCUCAAUGACAUCUGGCAGGCGCCUUCCUGGUCGUCGAUUGAGUUUGGUGGAAAGUGGAAAAUGCUGCAUUAUUUUGCACAGAGCUUCUUCUCCGCCGUCUUGCCUGUCGGGUUUGAAGAAGAUGAAACGCUGCUGAUCUACGCCGUCUCAGACCUGAGUAACGACCUGAAGCUCAGAGCAGUGGUGACCGUGUACUCCUGGUCUGAUCUGGAUCCCGUCUGCUCGCUGACGUCCGACCUGCAGCUGGUCCCUGAAGGCAGCGCUGUUCCUGUUUUUAAGCAGCGUGUCGCCGCCCUGCUGGCCGGAUGUGGACGCUGCAGCCGCCUCACCUGCCUGCUCACCUUCCACCUGGAGGACGACGGCGGCCGCCAGCAGGGUCCCACCAACCACCACUUCCUGAGCUCACCCAAAGACGCCGAGGGCCUGCAGACGGCCAACAUUACUGCGAAGGUGCAGCAGGACGAGUCCGGCUUCUCCAUCACUCUUCACUCUUCUUCCGUGGCUCCUUUCGUUUGGCUCGACGUGGGAAACGUUCCCGGACGUUUCAGCUCCAACGGCUUCCUGAUGGUUUCCAGGAACCGGACGGUCGGAUUCAGCGCCUGGCGUCCGACCAGCGUCGCCGAACUCUCCUCAUCCCUCACCGUCACGUCUUUAACGGACGUGUACUGACCUGAGAGCAGCCGGGAAGUUUAACCGGAGAAGUAACGGAUGAGCUGAGCAGGCUGUGGUCUCCUCAAUGUGUCUUAAGUUUGUUGGAUAUUUGAGUGACUGGAAGGUAUUUUUUUGAUACUUUGUACCAAUUUUCUAAAUGUGUGAACUCCCGUUAGAACAGAGAAACCUGCAAAAUAGCAAUUAUUCCAACAAAAAAUGUGAUUUUGCUACUUUUUACAGCUGUUCAAUCACUGGCAGGAAAUCUGUGGGACACAACAUUAAUUCACAUAAAAACCAUUAAAGAAUGAAACAGAAGCAAUGUUUUUAUCAAUGUUUACAGGAUGACCUGGACAAAUUUAGCCUGAAUUAAGGCCUCGAAAUCUCCUACAUAUUAGAUUUAUUCACUUAACUGAAUCUAACUGAAUUUGCUGCCUUUUACAGCUGUAUUCAAUCACUAGCUUCAAAUCUGUGGGACACAAAGCGUUAAUUCACACAAAAACCAUUACAGAAUGAAACAAAUACUGUUUUUUAUCUGGGUUUAAAGGAUGAAUUGGACAUAAUUAGCUGGUUUGGGAACUUGAAAUCUCCCACAUAUUUGAUUUAUUUACCUAAUUGAAUGUACAAAUAACUAAUUAAUUAUUAUUAAGUUCUGCCAAUGUCUGCUGUUUAAUAAAGUUCCAGUUCUGACAAUCAACACGGUCAAAAACAAUGAUUUUUUUCUUUUGCCCGCUUUGCUUUUUGCACGUUAUUGUCCCAGUUUAUUACCAGAGCAAAGACUGUAAUACUUGACAUUAUGGAUGUUUGUAUGAAUUUGUACUUAAUUUAUGUUGAUUUGUAAAGCUUUCUGUUAUACAUAAAUGUGAAAAUAAAGGUGUUAUGUGAAAUUGGUAUAAUAAAAAAGUGUUAUUGGG